AGUCUUCUCCUGCGGUCGCACCCGUCCUUCAUUAACAAGCAUCACGGUGGCUGACCCUAGAACUAUAACAUAUACGUGAUAACUGAGAUGGGUGACAUUACUGUGAUGCAUUGGGCGAUAGUGAUUUACGGAGUAUUUUCCCAGCACGUGCUUCAUACUAGAGCACAGACAAGGUCUGAAUUUGUCGGCGCUCUUAUCGUUGACUAUGACAACAGGAUCCCUCCUAACUUUGAAAAAAACAAUUACACCGAAGUGGAGGUCAGUGUGUUUAUCAACAGCAUCGACUCCAUCAGUGAAAAAACAAUGGACUACACGAUGAAUAUGUUCAUACAACAAGAAUGGUACGACCCUCGCCUCCAGUUCUUCGGGUUAAUUGAUUCGACCUACCUGGAGCUCGACUCCAAACUGAUCAAAGAUGUGUGGGUCCCAGAUCUCUACUUCGCCAACGAGAAAAAAGCUUCCUUUCAUGAAGUCACAGUACCAAACCGAAUGAUGCACCUCUAUGAGGACGGACGUAUCGUUUAUCGGUUACGUGUGUCUGUGACAGCGGCUUGUCCUAUGAAUCUCCAUCGAUAUCCGUUCGACUCUCAGAUCUGUUCUCUGUAUUUCCAAAGCUUCGCCUACACAAGAAAUCGACUAAGAUUUAAAUGGAGAGAAAACAAUCCCGUCAAAACUAACGCCUACCUGACGUUGCCACAGUUUGAUCUCGACAAUCACGAUGUGUCCGAAUGCACGGGGUACGGGACGGACGACAUGGCAGGAGCCAACUUUACUUGCAUCCAGCUAAAUCUACACCUGACCCGUAGCAUUGGGUUUUAUAUGAUUCAAGUGUAUAUACCCACCAUCCUGAUUGUCCUCCUUUCCUGGGUGUCGUUCUGGCUGAGUAUCGAUGCUGUCCCGGCCCGAAUUUCCCUUGGCAUCCUCACAGUGCUGACCGUCACUACACAGAGGACAAACUCGGUGUCGUCGAUGCCCCCUGUGUCGUACGUCAAGGCCCUUGACGUUUGGAUGGCAAUGUGUCUGCUCUUUGUGUUUGCCGCACUGCUGGAGUACCCGGUUGUAUACGUCAUGGAAAGGCGAGACUUCAAGCUCAUGCAGUCGAAAGUCGCAGCCGAAGAGGAAAAGGCAUUGAAUUCAGGGAAGAAAAAUAUGUCCAGAGAGCGCAUGGUACGAAACCGGGCCAAACGAAUUGACAACAUCUCUAAGAUAGUGUUCCCGCUGGUCUUCUCCUCCUUCCUGGCGCUCUACUGGGUUGCUUACACUUUAUAAUGACACGGGCCAUUUUUUGGUAGUGUUUGGACAUUUUUAUAUACGCACUCAACCACUGAAACUAACAUACAAAUGCCCUCCUCCAUCGAAGUUAUACAACGCAUUUCCUACCACGUUUAUAGAUUAAGAUUUUACAUAAGACAUAUUAGCAAGUAAUUCGAUAAUCGAGUAGACCGUCACCAUGAACGAAAUAUCGCUCAUUCUCUCCGAUUAGGCUUACAUCAACACUACAACAAGUCACGUCUAUUUUUCUUCCUAUUUCGAUUGAUAAAUCCAUCAGGGAUGCCCCUUUCUAAGUAAAGACCUGGUAAUUUUCGUCGAUAAAAAGACAAUUUCUAUUUGCCGCAAUCGUUUCUGUCUAGUUCAUUUGGAUUAAGCCACUUCUACACACUUUUUUUUUGUUUUUGUUUUUUACAAUAACGGAAAACUUAUUUGCGUGCUCGUGGUUGGAUUUUGACUCUAAUUUUGUUCAAUUACAUUCGAUCUCACGUGCCAAGUUUAAGAUACGGAGGUGUUACGUGAAAAAGGCUACUAAACGUUUAUCAAAUUAAUUCCAGUUCGUUUAUCAUUAUCAAUGCUGCUGACCCAGCACUAAGGCUUACUGUCACACAUGUUCCGAAUUUACAAAAAUGAGUAUAGCGUGCAGAAGCUCGAACCAAACAACCAUUGUUCAUGUAGAUAACCAAUACAUACCCAAUUUCAUGAUAACUAGAUCUGACCUGUCGUAGUUCACAGCCUAGAGGAGAGAAAUGGGACCGGAAAAAAGUCAACUUUCUUUAACGGUGUAUGACUGUCACCAACGGACAUUAACGAGCAAGCGUAUAUGUAUUAUUUAAAAAUUAGAAUAGUUGAGGCCGAUUUGUUAGCACUAUUUUGAACCAUAUAUAGUGUCGAGUGUCAGCUGAUUGUUCUAUAUGCGUCAUAUUGUAAAGAUUUCUGGAGAUAUUGUUUUCGUGUUGUGCGUCGUUUACAUGGCUGUAAUUGUUGACGCUUAGUAACUUAUCGUUUACCUUCUCAGAUCUGUAUGUAUUAUAUAGCAGAUAGAGCGUCGACCCAACCUUCUAGGGAAUAUGUGCUUACAUAAUUGCAUUAACAUCCGUCACCGGGAACAUGAAAAUACCAUCUUCAGCGAUACAUCGUAAGUUACCAAGAAGGCAGCAAUAAUUCACUUCGAUCUAAUUUCAGAACGUGUUUAAGGAUUCAUUAUUGCACAAAACAAUAAAGUAAAUCACAUCACUUUUAUUUCUGUAAGAAUAAUAAAUUGUAUUGACACAAUCACGUUUUGAUAAUACCGCUCACUAACUAGACUAAUGUAAAUUAUAUGUUUCCCCUUUCAUCGCAUUUAUAUACACCAUUGUCAAUGGAACGAAGAUGGCGGUCGAAGUCGCAAGUCAUGUGGUGGCAGUAUUUCUGGGAAAACCAACUUAUAAAAAGGUAAUUAGUGGUGACAUUCGCACAUUCCACAGAUUUAUUUCGUAUACAGAAUAGAUGGUAAUCCAACUGAGAAUGUCUGGUGUACAGCAUAUCGAAAAGUAUGAUAUCCUAAAUUUCUCUUUGGACCUGAAACAAAGGAUUUUUUUGCAAUACCUAAAACAUUUGUCUUGAACCAAAUUUCUCGUUUUAUUGCAUGAACAAGGAAAUUAUUUUCGUACCCUUGUUGCAUUCAAUGAAAGUUUAUUUCGUCAUAACCUAUCUUCUAUCAGAUUUGUAAUCGAUGGACGUGUGCUUUCCUAAUUGAACAAGAAUAUAAAUUCAUCUACUGAUAUUCUCCAUGGAUCUAAAAUGAUAUCACCCAGCGUCUGUUGUAAUAUUCUACUAAACUGUAAGCUUAUUUCUUAAAGGGGAAGCUAUUUUCGAACCAAGCCCGCCUCAAAAUUAGAUUUUGUCGCCAAUGCAGUAUUUUAUUAUGCACCCGUGUAAAAGUCUUUUGUAAAAUGUGGUUCCCUCAUAGACUCAUAACACUAUUCCAUUCUGUAUAUUAUCCUUCAUAGUGAUAGAAAUAUUUUAUCUCGUCUACCUGAAAGCCAUAUAAUUCAACGUUGCAUUUUAGUCGAUCUCUGUCCUAUUUGAUAGUUUUGAUACGAAAAGAAAUACAUCUCGCGCUAAGAAGCAGAUAUUAAAAUACUGUCAUCAGUUUUAAGCAUGGAAGCUAAGGUUAGAUACCUGUCAUACGUGUAAUAAUAAUAAGACUUAUAUAGAUGUGGCUGAAAUUUAAAAGCCAUCUUGUAUAGAAAAGCAAGUGAGCAGGAAUAACUGCCAGGCCUUUUUAAGUAAUAUCACGUAAACAGUUAUGCUAUUGUGAUUGAUUUUUUUGGACAAAACUCGCUAUGUACGUUUAGUAUAAAUAAUAUAUCUAUAGACAGUCACACUUUGUUGAUUCGAAGACGUCGGGAAAGUAAAAAAACAACAAAUAAACUAUAAUUUUGAUGUAGAUAUUUACUUCGAAUUAAAUUAUUUGAGUGAUGCAUUUUUUAAGUUUUAAGACUACUAAACGGUUCACAAAGGCUAUAAUCGACAUUACUUGUAUUUUUUUCACGCAUCAGUGUUUGGUAUAUUGUAUAAGAAUCACUGUAUAUAAACAAUUUAUUGGGGCCAACAGAUUGUGUUCAGGAGUUCCUUAUUUUGUGCUAUUUCAAAGGAAUAAAUCACUUUACCCUAUAAA
Molecule: messenger RNA, 3931 nt
Organism: Pecten maximus
Lineage: Eukaryota; Metazoa; Mollusca; Bivalvia; Pectinida; Pectinidae
Product: glycine receptor subunit alphaZ1-like
Exons: 8
Coding region: 88-1269 (393 amino acids)
Biological process (GO): signal transduction; nervous system process; chemical synaptic transmission
Cellular component (GO): neuron projection; membrane; synapse
Molecular function (GO): transmembrane signaling receptor activity; neurotransmitter receptor activity; extracellular ligand-gated monoatomic ion channel activity
Source: RefSeq, a predicted model, not a curated record